AUGCGAGUUCCUCACGCUCAUCUAGCCCAGACGCCAUCUCCAUUCCGCCUCUCCCGCCGCCAGCCGUCGACGCGCCGCAGCGCCGGCCCGCAAUUCGCAAACUCCCCGCGAUUCCUCCUAUCCCAAUCGACCUCAGCGGAAAAGAAGAAUGAUGUCGAUAUCGAUGAAUGCGACGAUGCUCCACCGUCAAUUGCCAGGGCGGCCCCCCAAUCGCGUGGCGCAGUCCCUCCACCGCGUCGACAGCGGGAGGUGAUUGAGGAUUCGGACGAUGGUGUGCCAUUAGGAGGCGAUGAAACUCGAGAGGAAACGGACGAGGUCAUCGAUGAUGCGAUCGAUAGGACGCCCCCUGGUGCACUGGAUACACCGGGAGUUUUCGACGACGACUUCGACGUACUCUUUUCCCCCGGGAGGAGGGAGGGCCAGAAACGCCGACGUCUAGAAACAGUCGGGCAGCCCUCUCGAAACCCGCAGCGCAAUAACCUACCUUCCUCAUCGCCAGAAUCACAACGGAUCCCCGGUGCCUUCGAUUCACCUGCCCCCCAUCCGACGCCUAGCGCCGCAGCACGACAAACCAACACUCAAAGUACCCCAGCCGUGCGAAACCUCAUGGGCCCCGGGGUAUCUACGCCGGCUACGACGAAGACGCCAUUCCGCAGUAAACCACGAUUCAUGCUCUCUACAAAGAAACCCCCAAGUACCCAGCCUACAUUCCGAGGCAAUACACCACUAGCUUCACAAGCACCCUCUCCGCCAGAGAGACGCAGGCCGGCAUUCGUACUGCCGCGCUCACCCUCACCUUCAGCCGUGGCAGAGGAUAUCCCGGCUCCAUUCUCGCCUUCUUCGCGCGCUCUGCGUCGCCGCGGUCGACCUCGUGCUGGCGUCGAGGACUACGCGCCUGGCGGGAUGGCUGCUGAAGUCCGCAGCUGGAUUCUGGAAAUGGGGUCCAGGCGUGAAGGUGUACCUACAGUGCAGCCUAAUCCUGAUGAUAUGACUCGGUAUUUGAGGGUCGUCAGAGUCGUGCAGGCGAACCAGGCUGUUCUGAGUAGCUCCGGCCCGUUGGCGUUUAUACGGGCUGAGAUUGUUAAUGCAUCUUCCCGGGAAGAGGACGGAUUGGAUAUUAUGAAUGUUAUGACUAUGGGGUUGCCUCGAUCUAAACCGGCUUCACGGCAAAUAGUCUCGCGUCCCGGAUCUGUCCGGACCGUUGCUGUUGAAGAGGGCGAUUUGAUUGGGAUUCAUCGCGGUCUUGCUUGGGAUGUGGAGCUGCAUGUAUUUCAGGGGUUGGUUGCCACUGAAGGAUUACAGCGUCCCUUGUCCGAAAACAAUGGCUGCAUUAAUCCCCAAGAGCGCUGGCUGGUCGCGAUGGAAUGGGAUAUCGUCUCGAGGUGA
Penicillium argentinense is the source of this 1386-nucleotide messenger RNA. RefSeq lists its product as uncharacterized. Bases 1 to 1386 code for a protein of 461 amino acids. The record is from RefSeq and is a predicted model, not a curated record. NCBI's taxonomy places the organism in Eukaryota, Fungi, Ascomycota, Eurotiomycetes, Eurotiales, Aspergillaceae. The transcript has a single exon.